GUAGAUCUACUCUGUUUUCAUACAUACACGAUGACACCUAUGUGUAUCUGUAAUUUACCGAUAUUUCAGUUUAUAUUCAAAUCUGUGAUUUCCUGCUGUAACUAUUCUAAUGGAUAUUAAUAUGGAAUUCAGUUUGUAAUAAAUAGUAUCAUUUCAAAAGCCUAAUCAUCGGAUUUAAAAAAAAAUUAGGCAAUAUUUCCAAGUUGUUAAAAAAAUAGUUCGCUAGGAUAGUUUGUUGUUAUUUAAUAGUGUUUACAGCAGAGUGCGAACUAAUGGUCGGUUUGUGGUUUGUAAGGCAUUAAGCUUUGAGAAUUGAGGAGAAAUGUUAAAGUUCUUUAAAAAACACCCUCCCAAGGAAGGGGAGGAACGAGAACGACUAAAAAAGGAGCUAUUCAAAUUUCAAAAGUGUGUUGAGCACGGAUUCCCAUCCAAACCCAGUGCAUUAGCCUACGACCCAAAGCUUCAGCUUCUGGCAGUUGGUACAAAAUCAGGAGCAGUUAAAGUAUUUGGAACACCAGGUUUUGAGGUUUCUGCUAACCAUGAAGGGGAUAUAUCUGUGACAAACUUGUUCUUCAUUCCUGAAGAGGGUCGUCUUAUCUCAGCAUGCAGUGAUAGUUCUUUGCAUCUUUGGGAGAUCAACAACAAAGAUGGAACUUGUGUCUUAGAAGAGAGAAAAACUGAAGGUGCAGAGUCACUAAAAGUGAAGAACCUGUCCACUUGUUGCUUGAGUACAGACUUUAGUACAUUGUUUGUUGGGACAGAGAAUGGUAGUGUCCAUUAUAUUGAUGUCAAAAGUCUUACUGAAAUCAAUGUAGUCAUUAUGGAUGCCAUCAUUCAAAAUGUUACCGAUGACUACAAAGUUAACCCUGGUGCAGUAGAAGCUAUUGCUAACAAUCCUGCCAACAGUGAGAAGAUACUAAUAGGCUUUAACAGGGGAUUAAUAGUGCUUUGGAAUACUAAAGAAAAUGUAUCAGAGGGUAACUUCAAAGCAACUCAGCAACUUGAAUCCAUAGCCUGGAAUCGAAGAGGAGAUGAAUUCAUUAGUGCACACAAUGAUGGCAGUUACAUUACAUGGAAUGCUAGAGAUUUCACUGAACCAAAGGAGCAAGCCGUUACACCUUAUGGUCCUUUUCCUUGCAAAGCUAUAAAUAAAAUUCAAUGGAAAAUGACAAAGAAUGAACCCCUUAUUGUCAUCUCUGGAGGUAUGCCUCGUGCCAGCUAUGGAGAUCGCCACACUGUCAGCAUCAUGCAAGGUGACAACCAUGUUGUAGCUGAUCUUACAUCUAGAGUUGUUGAUUUCCUGACUAUCAACAGAGCGGAUGAGAAAGAUGCCAUUGAAACAGAUAGGGAUGAUCCACAAGCACUUGUGAUUUUAGCUGAAGAGGAACUUGUUGUGUUAGAUUUAGAAUCAGAAUCCUGGCCCUGUUUUAGGUUGCCAUAUCUGAAUAGUGUUCAUUCUUCUGCUGUCACAUGCUCCCAACACAUAAAUGACAUUCCAGAACAGUUGUGGCAGAAGUUGAUCGAUGCAGGCGACAAUCAGUGCAAGAAUUUUACUCACAGAGAAUGGCCAAUCAAUGGUGGAAAGAAUUUGGUGACACCUUCUGUUUCCAAAGACUUGCUUUUGACUGGUCACGAGGAUGGUACUGUACGAUUCUGGGAUGCUUCCAACUCCAGUCUCAGAUUGAUCUAUAAGCUGAGCACAGCUCCAGUGUUUGGAGUUCAAGACCACACUUCAGAUUCUCAUACACCAGAAGAAGAAGAAUGGCCUCCAUUCAGGAAGGUGGGCACAUUUGACCCAUUUAGUGAUGACCCAAGGCUGGCUAUCCAAAAACUGGCCCUGUGUGCACUUAGUGAGACUCUAGUGGCAGCUGGUUCAGCUGGCCAGGUUCUUAUUUUUAACAUGGAAAGACAAGAAAGAGAACAGGAUCUAAAGGAAGUGAAAGUCAAUAUCAUGAGUGAUCAUGAAGGCUUUGUCUGGAAGGGUCAUGAAGCUCUAAGCUGCAAGAUCGAUGACCUGAAAUAUGCAGCAGGAUUCCAGCCGACAUGUAUUAUGCAACUGGACCCACCUGCAGCUUGUACAGCUUUAGCUCUGCAUUCUGAGUGGCAGCUUGUAGCAGCAGGGACAGGCCAAGGUUUUGCACUCUUGGAUUAUGCACAAAAGAAAGAGGUUGCAACAAGAUGCACACUAAAUCCUAAUGACCUUCAUGGAACAUCAGAUACAGCAAUGUCUCGUAGGAAAUCCUUAAAGAAAUCCCUCCGUGAAUCAUUCCGCAGACUUCGUAGGCGGCGAUCUGAGAAAAAAGUAAAAGAAGACAAACCAAAAAAAGACGAUAGUCAAACUACUACACAACAUAUAGAGGAAACUACAACGGCAGCACAUUCAGCAGCACCAGCAGCUACAAGCUCUACAACAGGGGCAGGGGAUUGUAAACCAGAAGAGAGACAAGUUGAGGCAAGAAGUGGUGAUGAUUCUAUGGCCUCCAUGGUUCGAUCACUGUACUUUGCAGAUACAUUUAUUGUAAAUGGUGUGACCCACAGUCCAUCACUUUGGGUAGGAACAAAUGGUGGCCAUAUAUUUGUUUACAACCUGACAGUACCAGCUUCAGAUAAGCGUACUUCUGACUAUGUGUCUUGCCUGCUGGCUAAAGAAAUUAAAUUGAAACAUCGUGCUCCUGUGCUGUGUAUGGCAGUUAUAGAUGGGAAAAACAAUGUUUUGCCUGAUGCAUUUGAAGUGAUCAACGAGAGGGCUAAAGCUCCAGACAUGGAGAGUCAGCAUUCCAUUAUCAUAUGCUCAGAAGAGCAGCUUAAGACAUUCUCUCUGCCUAAUUUGAAGCCCAGAUGGAAGAACAAAAUUACAGCUAUUGAUGGAGCCAGACUGAGAAAGAUUAAUUUUGUCAACUUUAGGAGAGAAGCAGAUACCUACAGUGAAUUUGAUAUUGCUUGUCUUACAAAUACUGGUGACCUUCGAGUUUAUUCUGUUUCCACACUACGCAGGCAGCUUACAUCACAGUCACUUCGUAAAGAAGAUAUCAAUGGCAUUUCAUCUUUUGUGUUCACCAAAGACGGACAAGGCUUUUACUUGCAAUCACCAUCUGAGUUCUGCCGGGUGACUUUGUCAACCACUACCACUACUGGCAUUCCAAAAUGUGAACUUGAACUAGCAGAAGGUCUCCGGCCUCCACCUGAAGUGAGAGAGGAUGCAGCUACUGCAACAUCUGAUCGCCCAACAGUUGAAAUUACACCAGCCUCAGAGGAGCAAUCACAGACAGCGCAAGGUGAUGCUGAUGGCACUGCAGUCAGUGCAGAUGAUUCCCACAUGAACAUGUCAGCAAUGUCAGCAGAUAUAACCAUUGACAGUGUCAGGGAUGUCAUUGCAGAAAAUGAAGGGACCAUUGUGACUUCAGUUAGAACCAUUACACAGACCACUACAUCCACAGUAUCAGAAAGUUCAGCAUCUGCAACCCAGGAGGCACACAGGGCUGUCACAACAGUAACCAAUGGUUAUAAAGAGGUAGAUGAAGGUGUGACAGAUAUCCUGAAGGAAACACAGCAUGAAGUGACUACAAGAACUAGUGAAUUUGUCACUAAAACCACAGAGAAAGUGACCCAUACAGGUGAGGAAGUACUGAAACAACUUAGUGAGCUCAAGAUGACCACGGCAGUGAUUGAAGACCCAUCUCUCCUGAAACAAAAACUAGUCGAGUCUGUGACCACCACCUCCAGCAGCUCUGUAAUCACCACUAAUGGAGAAGGGGAACUGGCCAAAUAAAACAUUUUAAACUUGUGUUUUUCCACUAAGGUUAAAAUGCAAAAAAAACAACUGCAUCAGAGCUGAUCUUUCUUUUACUGUGUAAUUAGCUGAAUGGAGAUUCUAAAUGGGGAGCCCUAUAAUUGUCCAAGUUUCUCUUCUGUUUUGUGAACAAUCAGAUGUAUCUGAACUAUGUAUAGAUAUUUCAUCUUCAAAUCAUUGUGAAACAAACCUGUACAUUUUUGUUUGUUUGUGAACUAGGUGCAUAUAUAUUUUUUUAACUCAUGUGUACACUGGUAAAGACUUAAAUUUUAAGGUGAGGUGGAGGUUAAGGUUCAUGGUUUUUAUUUAGCUUGGACAUCUGAGGUAGGUUUUUGACCCAUGUCCAACAUAUUGUUUUUAUCUGUUACUGGAAACUGGAAAUACUUGGUUCCUGAAUUUGUUUUAAUACUUUUUUUUGUAUGAAUGUUCCUUGUCUUUCUUUUUUUUUUUCAAGGUCAAGGACAAUUGUUUGGUUUUAUUUCCCUCUCAUUUUUAUUUGUAAAUGACUUUACUUGUCCAUUUUUAAUUCUAUACACAUCAUUGAGAACUAGAGGCUGGUUGUGCAAAUGGACAUUCCUUUUUUUUUUUUUUUUUUAAUAUGUAUCCCUAUGUUCUUUUUUAUUUUCAUUUUAACAAGUUGUCUUUUUUUAUAUGAAAGAUAUUUCAGCAGUAAGUAAAACAUAUGGUACGGUUUGUUUUUUAUUUGAAAUAUUCUUAAUCUUUAGAACAUAAAAACUCCACAUCUAAAAGACAGUUGUUGUUCAAUGUAAGCACUAGAGGUUAAUGUAACGUGGAGAAACAUUUUUGUUUUAUAUAUAUAUAUGUAGUGCUACUUAAUUUUUUAAUAAACAAUUUUUUUUUAGAAACAUUUUUCUGUUGCCAUUAUGAAUUGAGUACCUUAGAACAUUACGAUGCAGGCAGAUUAAUGGCCAUUUUUUUAUUCAAUAUACUUUGCUAUUUUUGUAUAUUUUUCUACCAUUGUCAUUGAAUCUACUUCCCUUUAAAAGUGUAUUCUAGUUUGUGCUUUUGUAAGACUUUGACUACAUCCAAGUGAGUUGUCUGCUGUAACUUGCUCCCCCUACAUUACAUGUAUUUUUAGUGUAUGGCUCCUACUUUUUGUCAUGGUCAUUGACAUUUUACUGCUCAAUAGGCACUCGCAUAUUUUCUUGUCCUUUAAAAGUGGGCCUAAGUUAUGUUUUUGUACAAACUUGUAUAAAUACCAGUAGGCAUUGUUCGAUGUUUUUGUUUUCAUUGAUUUUUAUGCAGUCUAGGGAGUUUGUGUGCAUCAUUACUGUGUGCAUCAUUACAGAGGCACACUCAGUUGCUCAUAAUUAUUACAUUAAUACUAACAACUGUGGUGUUCCGUCAGCGUGUAAUUAUCCAGCAAAUAGUUUUGAAUACAAAACUUCAUUGGUAAAGGUUUUUGAUUAAAUACUGGGUAGCUCAAACUUGAAAUAGUUUAUUCUAGAAUGGAGCAGUCGAUCCUGUGAGGAGAGAUAAUUUACAUUCUAGAAUAGAGUAGUCAAUCCUCUGAGGAGUUAUGUUCACCAAUCUAUAAAUGUGCUCAAAAAGUGUCUACAUUGAAACUGCUGUGGUGUGAGCUCAAACUGCUGCAGGAGGUCAGCUGAUGUUACUGCUGCCCAGUGCUAGACUCUAGUAGCAAUAAUUUCAUACAUUCAAAUGUAUAGUUUUAACCAUAUUUUGCUCAGCUCAUGAUUUAUUCUAGUUGGCAAUAAAAAUAGGAUCUGUGUGUUUUUUCUUCUUUGCAAUGAUUUGCCUGUGAUCUAGUAGUUCAAGAAGUCCAGCUGCUUGGAUCACAGUGCAGUUUGUUAAAAGUUCACUUAAUCUUUCAGGCAAGGGCCUUAAUUGUUGUUUCUGCUUGAUCUUUUCUUUUUUAAAUUCCGCCUUAAAUUUCAUUUUUUUAUGUGUUGUUUUGUUUUGAUGACUUUUGCUAAAUGUGUAUGUAUGCCACUGUGCUUUGUUGCUGCUCCCUCCCCCCCACUACUGAUGUGUGUUCAAAAGAUUAGGUCAAAACUAGGUUGUUGUUUGCAAUGUAUUGAUUUCAUUUUUCAAUUCCUCUAUUCUAAAUAUAAGAAGAAACUUGACAGAAUAAAACAUUAUUGUCCAUUUUAA
This is a messenger RNA of Biomphalaria glabrata, 5923 nucleotides long. Its product is annotated as lethal(2) giant larvae protein homolog 1. Bases 323 to 3769 code for a protein of 1148 amino acids. The record is from RefSeq and is a predicted model, not a curated record. Gene Ontology annotation, molecular function: myosin II binding; syntaxin binding; GTPase activator activity. Gene Ontology annotation, cellular component: cytoplasm; cortical actin cytoskeleton; plasma membrane. The transcript has 27 exons. Gene Ontology annotation, biological process: regulation of protein secretion; establishment of spindle orientation; cortical actin cytoskeleton organization. NCBI's taxonomy places the organism in Eukaryota, Metazoa, Mollusca, Gastropoda, Planorbidae.